Cokeromyces recurvatus is the source of this 1014-nucleotide messenger RNA. RefSeq names its product fatty acid desaturase-domain-containing protein. Gene Ontology annotation, biological process: ceramide biosynthetic process. Gene Ontology annotation, molecular function: sphingolipid delta-4 desaturase activity. The record is from RefSeq and is a predicted model, not a curated record. The coding region runs from base 1 to 1014 and encodes 337 amino acids. Lineage: Eukaryota; Fungi; Mucoromycota; Mucoromycetes; Mucorales; Mucoraceae. The transcript has 2 exons.
AUGGAUGAACCUCAUUUGAAACGUAAACAUACUAUUUUACAGGAGCAUCCUGAAGUCGAAAAAUUAUAUGGUACAGAUAUUCGUACAUUCUAUGUAACCAUCGUUAUUGUCCUAGUUCAGUUAAGUAUAGCUUAUACUUUGGGUAAUAAAAUAUGGUCACCACCAUGGUUUAUCUUUAUUUCGAUUGCUUAUCUUAUUGGUGGUACCUUAACAAGUACACUUGGUGUUAUCAUACAUGAAGCUUGUCAUUGUUUAGUAUUUAAUAAGAAAUGGAAGAAUCGAUAUGUAGGGUUAUUAGCCAAUGUCACCAUACCAGUACCUAUUGCUCAAUCAUUUCGUCGUUAUCAUAUCGAACAUCACACUUGGCAAGGUGUAGAAGGAAUGGAUCCUGAUUUACCGCUAGAAUGGGAAAAGACAUUCAUUCGUGGUAAUGCUAUCAGUAAGCUUUUAUGGGUGAUGAUUUAUCCAAUUAUGUAUGUUGUACGUGGUGCAGUGAUGCAGAGUGACAAAAGCUUGACAUUAUCUAAAUGGGAAUUGAUUAAUUUGGUAUUUACUAUUUGUACGGAUGCUAUUAUUCAACACUAUUGUGGAUGGAAGGGCUUGUUUUACUUGUUUCUGUCACUUUGGUUUGGUUAUUCGCUUCAUCCUGGUGCAGCCCAUUUUAUACAAGAACAUUAUACAUUUGAUGAUGGACAAGAAACCUAUUCUUACUAUGGUAUUUUAAAUAUACCUUUUAUGAAUAUUGGAUAUCAUAAUGAGCAUCAUGAUUUUCAAAAGAUUCCCUGGUCAAAUUUGCCAAUACUUCGUUCAAUAGCAAAGGAUUAUUAUGACAAAUUAUCAUAUCACACUUCAUGGAUUAUGGUACACUGGAAGUUUAUUACUCAGCCUUCGAUUGGUCCUCAAUCGCGUGUUAUUCGUAGCUAUAAUGAUUUUAAGCAAGGCCGUUCUAUUCUUGGUAAAAUGAGACAAUACAAUUUACGAAAGAAAAAAACAGCAACUAAUAAUAAGCAUUAA